UUAAAAGAUUCUGGUGUAGUUCGGACAUCUUGGGCUUUAUCAACCUCUUACGUUUUCACCGGUUUACUUUCUGCUUGGUUCGUUUCUAUUUUCAUGGUUUUGUUUGAUAGUGAAAUCGUUGGGGGCUCUAUUCAACAUUUUAUAGUUUUGGGGUAGGAAUAUGAUUUUGAUAAAACUAGAUGAAUAUUUGCACAUGGAAUUGAAUAUCACAAGGCCCAUCGGAAAAUACAUUAGGCCCAACAAGGACCCAUAUCGCUUAGAAAACACAAUCGGUUGGUGUCUUCUUCUCCCUUUUUGGUACCGCUUUGCAGUUUUCAUUCUCGAUCUCUUCUCUGAUCUCGCUUGGUGUAGCGUUGGCUAGUGGUUUAUCAGUGGGUUGGCAAUGGAGGCGUCAUCUUCUCGGUCAUCGGAAUCUUCAGACGAAUCUGCUUCCAAGUUCCUUUCCGACCUUCCUUCCCGCGGUUUCUUGUCUUCAACCGUCGUCCCCUCCAAUCCGGGAAGCUUGAGGGUGUACGUAUGUGAGCAUGACACAUCUCCCCCUGAAGGACAGCUUAUCAAGACAAACCAGCAAAACAUACUAAUCAGAUCCCUCUUGUUGAAGAAGCAAAAAGGCGAAUCUAGUUCUAAAGGAACUCCUGAAGAUGGUCCUAAAAAGAGGGCUGCGAAUAAGGCUCUGGACGAGAGGAGCUCAGCUAAAAGGCCUGCUACUGUAUCUAGACAAGGAUCAAGCAGUCGUUCAGGAGAGAAAGACUUGCAGUCUUUGACUGUGGAGAAGCUCCGUGCCCUUCUCAAGGAGAAAGGUCUUCCAACAAAAGGAAGAAAGGAUGAGCUCAUUGCACGUCUGAAGAGUGCCAACUGAAGAUUCAGAGACGCUAAGUUGAAUGUAUGUAUCUUUAGAGGUUUCGAAUAUUCAAAAACAAAGUGAUGGCAAGUAUGGUUGUUCUUGAUGGAUAGAGAUCUCUUCUGGUGUACUGGUUAUCGAGAUGAUAAAUUAUGAAUCUGGUUUUGGUUUUGA
Molecule: messenger RNA, 1015 nt
Organism: Brassica napus (rape)
Lineage: Eukaryota; Viridiplantae; Streptophyta; Magnoliopsida; Brassicales; Brassicaceae
Exons: 6
Coding region: 383-859 (158 amino acids)
Biological process (GO): positive regulation of proteasomal ubiquitin-dependent protein catabolic process
Cellular component (GO): Cul4-RING E3 ubiquitin ligase complex
Source: RefSeq, a predicted model, not a curated record